Molecule: messenger RNA, 588 nt
Organism: Striga hermonthica
Lineage: Eukaryota; Viridiplantae; Streptophyta; Magnoliopsida; Lamiales; Orobanchaceae
Source: the annotation of a GenBank genome assembly
AUGAAAAAUUCCCCCAAACCAAGCAAAAGAAAAUCUUGCAAGAACAAUAUUGCAAGGAGAUUUUCAGAUGAACAAAUACAAUCAUUAGAGUCCAUUUUCAAGAUUGAGUCCAAGCUUGAGCCCAAAAAGAAGUUGCAAUUAGCAACAGAUCUUGGGCUUCAGCCUCGCCAGGUGGCCAUCUGGUUUCAGAACAAAAGGGCCAGAUGGAAAUCCAAGCAAAUUGAGCAAGAGUACAAGGACCUGAGAGCAAAUUACGAUAGUUUGUACGUAAAGUUUGACGACUUGAAGAGGGAAAAACAAUCCUUGCUAAUGCAGUUAGAGGAACUAAAUGAUCUAGUUAAGACUCUUGACAAGGUCGAUUUGACUAACGAAGAAAUGGAUAAGGAUGAUGUCAUCAAGCCGGACGAUGAUGAUCGUGCAAAAAACGAGUCAAGGACUUUCGAGAAGACCGAUGAUCGAGAAAUCUUUAGGUGGAGUGAAGAAGAUGAGAUUAUGAGCCACUUAGAAUCGCCCGAAAAAUGGUGCGAUUUUUCGAAGGGCGUGUUGUUCGAUCAGUCUUCAGGCACGUCUAGUUGGUGGGAGAAGUAA